Linum trigynum is the source of this 6610-nucleotide messenger RNA. Lineage: Eukaryota; Viridiplantae; Streptophyta; Magnoliopsida; Malpighiales; Linaceae. The record is from the annotation of a GenBank genome assembly.
UGUAAAAUAGUAAUACCGUCGAUAGAUUAUACAUAUUGUUAAGGCUCGACACAAACGACGUUUUGAUUUCUGAAUGCAGGUCCGACGGAAAGCUAGUUGGGUAGAAGCGAGUCAAAGCCACAUCCGACCCGACAUGACAGGUCAAAUCGGGUUGGGAUACUCAUAAAUCCGGGUUCAUUUGCUAUCCCGGUUAGCUCCCGUCCCAGUUCCCACUUCGGGCACUUCCCACCAGUCGCUAAAAAUUAUAUGCUUCAGCAGGGCCGGCCAAGAGGGUGUGCUGGCCCGCCCUCCGGCACAGGGCCUCAGAAUAUUAGGGGUCUCUACUUAGAUUCGUUAGUACCAAUCGUAUAUUGUAUGUUGUAUUUUUAGUGUAUGAUUGAUUGAUUAUGAGUAUGAUGAUGUGUUUAAUAGAUAAUUUUAGCUAUAAUAACAAUUGAAAAGGAUUCAUGGAGAAUACGAAAAUCUGAAAAGUAAUAGAUAAUUUUAAUUUAAUCAAUAUAGAAAGAUGUUACAUUUUGAAUAAUGUUAUUAUAAUUAUUUUAGUUUUAUUAUAGUUAAAGGCCGAUUUGGACCACGUCUAGAUUUUGAAAUAGGGUCUCCACGAUCUAGUAGACAACCCUGCACCCACCUCUCGAUCAAUUUAAACUAUUUUCAUUUCUCCAUUCAAUUUUUGCGCUAUAUCCAUUUUCUCUUUCUUCCAGAUUUACUUUCCUCCCUAUUAGGGCUAGGAAUUCGGUCUUGGUUUCUAGGUCAAACUGGAAACGAGAUCGUUUAUUCUUGAUGUAAUCUUUUUCUGAACUUAAGUAUUUUUUACAAUUAUUUACUAAUUUUUAAUUUUAAUAAAUUUAUGGGAAAAAAUUAGGGUCACAUUUUAAAUUUUCGAACAGGGCCUCCAAAUAUCAUGGGACGGCCCUGUGCUUCAGUGACUGCCCAUUCUCAGUACAGAAUGCAUAAGUAAUUGAAGUUUUUUGUUGGGCCUACCCAAGGCCAAGCCCAUCCUUGGUGUGGUCGAUUGUCUCGAUUCAUCAAAAGGCCAGGUCGGCCUGUUUUCGAAACCAAAAUAAAAGCCCACAAGUUAGAAAAACAGACAAAUGGGCUCUCAUGGCGGAUGAAUUGGCGUAAGGAGAGGUCGGCUUCACAUUGAUGUUUUGGUUCGGUUUCGACCGAAUUGAAAUUAUGAAUACCUGGUCCCCGAAUUCUCUCAAACAUUAAACCAAAUUCGAACCGAAUUAUAAUUCGGUUCGGUCGGUUUAAACCGAAUUAUAAUUCGGGUUGGUUCGGUUUUUCACCCAAAACCGAAUUUGUGAAGCUACUUGUAUUUUCUCACUUUUAAAUUAUUUUUCACCCCUAAUAUAAACAAUAAAUAUCAAUUAUAUGCAUCAUCAAUGAUAAAAUCAAACUUUUCAACACAUAAGUCAUAAAACAUUUCAAAUAUUUAAGUCUAAAAACAACUAUAAUCAUCAAAAUCCACCAUUUGAAGCUUGCAAUUAUAGUAUUUCGGUUUUUCGGUCGAAAAUUCGGUUCGGUUGAAAGAACCCUGAUUUCUGAACUAUCCAUAUUUUCCUUCUGAAUUCCGAACCGAAUAGCAUUAAUUAGGUUUCGGUUCGGUUCGAAUUUACCGAACCGUUUGUCCAGCCCUAAAUCAAACUGAUAAAGACGAAUAGAAAUUGCAAUAAGUUAGACUUGGAGACUUUGAGUGACGAGUGUUGUUUGUUCAGCAAGAAUUGCAUACUUUUCUUCAAGUAUGGUAUAGAUGCUCUCCCCCCAUUAGUUGAAGUUCUCACUUAUAAAUUUGUUCACUAAAUUAAUUCAGUUUUAAAUUUUAAGUAACAAAUGACAUAACCUAAUAUAUGAGGUGAUUUUAUUUAUAAAAGAAAUUAUCAAAAUUAACGUUGAUGUACGAAUCUUUGAAAGUCAAUUCUCGGGUUUUGGUGUGGUUAAAUUAUUAGAGAUGAAAAAUGAGACUUUUGUUUGGCUGGGGUAAAGCGAACCAGACGACACUGGUUACCAACGAAAUCUGCUGAAACUAUUGUGUCGUGGUUUAAGGUGAAAAUGACGAUUAAGUUCCCGUUCUUACUUGGGGAAGUCAAGUUAGAUUGUCUUCUCUUUAUCCGCCUCUUACAGGAGAUAUCAGAUUCAUAUAGAGAAAUCUGGACUGAGCCGACAAAUGUGGGUGAACUGAGUUUUAUUUUCGCAUGCUAGAAUUCAAACAAACCGAACUAUCUAAUGAAAUUAUCCAACUCUUUUAUAUUAAAAGAGGGAAUUCAGCUAUCUAGAAAAUAAGAAAUAUAUCUCUCUUAUUAUAUUAAUCUAAAGAUUCCUACUUGCAUUAGCAUCUCUAACCACAUUUCUGGGUACAAAGUUUUUGUGUUUUUUUUUUCAAAUACUAAUACACAUAGUUAUACUAAUUAGCUAUUUUCUAAUAAUUUAUGGUUUAGGUAUUCUAGGGAGGAAACUUUUAUCCUUUUAAUCAUUAACAAUAGGGAGGUAUGCAUCAACUUUAUUUUAGCUAGGUUUAUAAAAAAUAUUACAAUGUACAAAAAUUUGAAUCAAUCACUUAAUGACCAGAUCAAGGAUCACUACCCCACGUAUCAUUCUUAAUCAAGGGUAAGAGUGCCCUUUAGCACUAUGAUUUUCACACAAAACAAAAAGGACUAGAUAAAGGAGAGCACCUUGACAUAUUGUCGAGUUCCUUGAAUUAAGAUAAACAAAAAUUAUCCACUGAUCAAACAUCUUCAAUAAUAAAUUCUAUGAUAUAUUAAGUCAAUGGUCAAUAAGCAUUGAUUGAUUGAGGGUUACUCCGAAUUUUAAGAAUCACAAUUUAAUAUAUAUUAUAUAAGAUAAUAAAUUCCAGUAUUGUGUUUGAGAAAUCAUUUCAUAACUUAGUUACUUAGGAUUUUGAGAAUCUUCGAUUAACAGAUAUUAUAUAAAGAUAAUAAAUACGAAUAUUAUGAUUGAGAAUUGUAUCAUAAAUUAUUACGUCUAGAGUUUAUAAAGUUACACCGUGAGUGUGAGUCUAGACUAGAUAAUUGAACACUCUUUAAUGGGUAAUAUGAUAUAUGCGGAACAUUUUCAGCAUAAACCUAUAAUAGACAUAACAAAAAUCAAUAAUAAAUUGAUUAAACCUAUUAACUCAACAAUAUAUAUAUAUGGCGAGUUCUACGGUACCCUGGGUAAAAUCUGGGGUACCGCAUACCUUGAGUAUGAAAACACUAUCUAGACCUUGUAUUGAACGAUCUUUCGGACAUGAUACUAUACUCUAGCUCUUAAAGAUCAAAAUCUAGGUCUUAAUUCUCCCAAUCUUAUACUCCAAGAUCAAUUUAAUUAGAAACAAUAAUCGACGGUUAUGAUUCGUCCAAAUAUAGGCACAAAAAGGAAUGCACCAUCUUAGGUUUUAUAGAUUAUGAUUUAGAUAGUUAGGACCUAGGGUUCACUCAUUAAGGGUUAGGGUAUAGUAUCAGACCCAAAAAUCCUGCUAAUUCGAGGUCUAGAUACCGUUUCCAAACUCAAGGUAUGCGGUACCCCGGAUUUCACUCGGGGUACAGUAGAAGGCACCAUAUAUAUAUAUAUAUAUUUCAUGCAUUAAUCAUUAAGAAAAUAUUGAUUGUAGGUUGAGUAUUUUUUAUGUAUACAACUAUAUAAUUGGCAAAUGUUUGAUGUAAAACAAAUAAAUAAUAAAAUUUUCCAAAAAAUAAUAUAACGGUCAAAUCAUUAACUUUCUAUCAGGUCAAUAACAAUUGACUAUGAAGUAGUCAAUUCGUGCUGAAGGAAAAAGUCAAUUGUUUUUCAACCUCAGGUCGAUAUAUAUUCAUUUUAAUUAAUCAUUAUUAUUCAAUAAAAUAAAAUAAAAGCAUAUACAACCACAUUUUCUAGCCACAUUUUCAUGCAAUGCAACAAGCGUCUAGAUGAAAUAAAUUACUUUUUUGUGGUAGAAGGAUAGACGCAAAUUAAGUCCUAUAUCAUAUUAGAAACUCUUUGUUGAGUAAUACCCAUAACAUCAUAGGAGAUCCACAAUCUAAACUCUGGGUAGCAUACAUCAAAAUGAUGUGUGCCAAAAGAAAAGUCAUGACCCUUUCUAACAAGAAAAUCAGCAGCAAAAUUUCCCUCUCUAAAAACAUGGUUGAUCUUCACCUCCCAAUCAAGGUUCAAAAGUCUAUUAAUUUCCAAUGCGAGCAAUCCAUGUCGAUGGUUGCUUUCCUCGCUAUUGUUGAUAAUGGCAAGCUGUAUUGGAGUCCAGGUUAAGCAUAACCUUUUGUAUUCUUUUUAACCAUAAGCUUUGAAGGAAAUUACUUGAAAGCAAUGACAACAACAGCCCCCGAAGUAGCUCUAGGUUAAAGCUACUACUUGGACAAGCUUGAUUGAGUGAAUUGAAAUUCGAAUUGAGCAGACUUUUUAUAUCUUCCAUCACAAACAGAGACGAUAGGACCGAUAGAAGUUGCGGUUGCAAUGACGUCAGUGAACUAGAGUAUUCCAUAUGUUGACAUGAAAUAGAGGGUUCCUUUGAAUCGAUCAAAGCAGCGAGAGAAAGUAGCCAAAACUAAACUUACUCAAAUGUGUGAAAACACAUAAUGAAAAUGAAAUGUGGUUUGAUUAGGUGUUUUAGAAGUCUAGUUUCCUUAUUAGAGUCCUAUAGUUUUUAAUUUCAAUAAACACUUUCAUAGCUGAUUCGAUUUCAUUAUUGGAGAACUCUAUGUUACACUAAUUUUUCCAGUAAUUAGUCUCAGAUAAUAAAUUAUUUACUUUGUUAAUAUUUUUAUGUAUUCAUACUACUCAAGUAAACAUGAAAAGAAUGUAACUUUGGGAGAUAUAUAUUAGUAAUCAUAAACAAUAUUCAUAAUAAAAAAUUUAAAUUUUAAUAAUUAUCAUUAAUUCCAAAUGGUCAACUAGGCCGGACAAUAUUAUAUGAAGUCUAAAAUAAAUUUCGCAAUGAUUUGUAAAAUAAAGUGUAACAAGAUAAAUUUUGUAGGAGUUGGCUUAUUUGCAUCAUCACUUUUUAUUUUCACAUUAUUGGAUGACUCAGUUAGAAUGUUGAAUUUUGUUUAGAUAUAUUUUCAUUUCCUAUAUUUCAGUAACUUAAAAAGUGAAUUUUACAUGUACUAUUAAAAAUGUAUAUUAAUUUGCACAAUUGUUUUGUUUAUAUCAUUAACUAAAUGCAUCCAACAAACGGGCGGACCCAAAUCUAGUCACAAUAACAAUUCAUAUAUAAUGGUGUUAUACUAUCAUAAUAUCGUAUAACCACAAGUCCACAACAAUUUAUCACCAUUGAAUCUUUGUGAUAAGAGAGGACGAAUUCCUUGUGGUAAAUAGAGAGAUACGUGAUAAGGAAACAACGUAAGGAGUUGGUCCGUUGGAUUGCUCGUCAACAACCACUUCUUGACCCGUCUCCAUCAAAACCCACAGUACCAAGUACACAGAAAUUACCAUAACUGUUAGACAUAUAAUUAGUAUAAUAAUAAUAAUAAUAAUAAUAAUUAAUAAUGUUAGGUUUUGGCGGCUAACCUAGGCCGAUUAGGUUAGGUAGGGUUUUGGGUUUAUUUCCUAUAAAUAUGUAUCUUGGGGUUACAUCAUAAUCAAUCAAGAAGAAUAUUAAGCAAGUAUCUCUCCUAAACCCUAAUCUCUCUCAACUCUUAAUUUCUCAUCUCAUCCUAGUCCAAGGCCUCGGCCGAUUCCCAAUUCUAUUCUUUCUCAUCUAAAUUCCUAAUCCCCAAAUUCUUUCUCUCAACCCCCAAAUCCCUAAUUAUCACGAGUGCCGAAGAUCAGUAUCGAGAAUCCCUAGAAGCGGGGUUCUCACAAUUGAUAUCAGAGCCCGGUUGUUGCACUCGUAUCAUGGGUUCGACUUACGUCGAGCUCUCAGUCGAAGAACUCACAAAGAUUUUAAAGUUGAAGCUAGAAGAGUUUAUCCAGAAAGAUGAGAGUGAUCUCAAAGGAAGGCUGCGGCACAUCAAUCACCUCGCCGCCAGCACCUUAACACCAUCAGCUGCCGUUGAGAUGGACUUGGGUCUGGUGGAGGGUUCCUCUCCAAUCAUGGCGGCGAUUUCCAUUCUCCAGCAACCCUAGAGCGCGCCACCAAGCGCAGUCUGUUGGGCCGUGCAUAUCGGUGGAGUGGGCCGCGAGCGGACCAGCCAAUCUGGCCAGAACAAAUGGGCCGAGUUGGGGUUCGGGUCAUUGGGCCCAAUGAGCCCGAAAAUGGGCCGAAGCCAGGAGGAAAUUGGGCCGAGACAAGGUUUGAUGGUGAGUUGGACGAGAAGGAAGUCAGCUGGUUGCAAGGAUAUUGUGGGUCGGGUCUCAUGAUAAUACUUGGGCUAGGGAUGGCAACAAAACCCGAACCCACGGGUACACACCCGACCCAACCCGGUCAACGCGGGUAAAAUCCGCGUUGACGGGUUUUGGGCCGGGUUUGGGUUUAAACCCGCUACACUAUUCAUCGGGUCGGGUUGGGUUUAGGUAAACCCGACCCAUGGGUACCCGCCCACACACAUAUAAUUACUUUUCCCGUAUAUUUAAUAUUCUAAAUAAUAUAUUUUCCUUAAACAAUUAAUAUUCUUUAUGUUUGUGGAGACAUGUAUAAUUUGUUCUUUCUAAUUGUUUAGAAUGAAGUUGAUAUUAUGAA